Messenger RNA from Epinephelus fuscoguttatus (brown-marbled grouper), 505 nucleotides. Its product is annotated as keratin, type I cytoskeletal 50 kDa-like. The transcript is spliced from 3 exons. Lineage: Eukaryota; Metazoa; Chordata; Actinopteri; Perciformes; Serranidae. Gene Ontology annotation, molecular function: structural molecule activity. The record is from RefSeq and is a predicted model, not a curated record. Bases 113 to 394 code for a protein of 93 amino acids.
GGCUGGCAGUGUGUACGGAGGAGCUGGAGGGUCUGGAGUCCGUGUGUCCAAGGCCUCCUUUGUUUCCUCCGCUGGUGCUGGCAGUGGCUUUAACUUGGCUGACGCAAUCGACAUGACUGUGAGCGAGAAAGCCACCAUGCAGAACCUCAACGACCGUCUGGCCACAUACCUGGAGAAGGUGCGCAGUCUGGAGAAGGCCAAUGCUGAACUGGAGCUGAAGAUCAGACAGUUUCUGGAGAACAGAACCCUGCCAGACGCUCACAACUUCACCAGCUUCAACGUCCGCAUCAAAGACCUGCAGGACAAGAUCAAUCUUGCUGCUCAUGGAAACGCUGCCCUCAUCCUUGCUGUGGACAACGCUAAGCUGGCCACCGACGACUUCAGAGUCAAGUGAGUGUGAGACGUUGUGUCUUUUAACAUCAUAUCACAUGGUAUGAUAACGAGCUGGCCAUGCGCCAAAUGGUGGAAGCUGACAUUGCUGGGCUGAAGAGGGCCAUGCAAGAGC